This is a messenger RNA of Populus euphratica (Euphrates poplar), 562 nucleotides long. Its product is annotated as cell wall / vacuolar inhibitor of fructosidase 1-like. The record is from RefSeq and is a predicted model, not a curated record. NCBI's taxonomy places the organism in Eukaryota, Viridiplantae, Streptophyta, Magnoliopsida, Malpighiales, Salicaceae. Gene Ontology annotation, biological process: negative regulation of catalytic activity. Gene Ontology annotation, molecular function: enzyme inhibitor activity. The transcript has a single exon. The coding region runs from base 1 to 528 and encodes 175 amino acids.
AUGAAGAGUACUCUUGUAAUAUUUUUAGUGUUCAUCAUCUACUUCAUCUUUCCUGUUAAUGCCUUCCUUCCAAGCAUUCUUGGCAACAACUUGAUCGAGAAAACCUGCAAGCAGACACCCUAUUACGAUCUUUGUGUAAGAUCUUUAAUAUCAAGUCCUCGCAGUUUCAAUACAGAUGUUGAAGGCCUUGCCAAGAUAAUGGUUCACACCAUUAACGCUAGGGCAACCCACACACUACGUCGUAUUAACAAGCUGCUUCAACAUAGACAGGACACAAAUAUGAAACGAGCCUUGCAAUCUUGUGCCAGUCGCUACGAUGCCAUAAUAAAGGAGGAUAUUCCAGAAUCUCUACAAGCUUUGCGUUUGGGUAACUACAAAUUUGCAGAAGCAGGCACAAUGGAUGCUGCUUUGGAGGCCAGGUUAUGUGAAAAAGAAUUCAGGAGAUGCAAAUCGCCCCUGGCUGAUAUGAAUAGGGUUGUACAUGACGUCUCCAUCGUGGCUGCAUCCAUUGUUCAGACAAUCGUAUAAGCGACUGAUAUCAUUUUAAUUUUUGUUUAGCCAA